Messenger RNA from Phlebotomus argentipes, 4411 nucleotides. RefSeq names its product protein distal antenna (gene dan). The coding region runs from base 941 to 2911 and encodes 656 amino acids. NCBI's taxonomy places the organism in Eukaryota, Metazoa, Arthropoda, Insecta, Diptera, Psychodidae. Gene Ontology annotation, molecular function: DNA binding. The record is from RefSeq and is a predicted model, not a curated record. The transcript has 2 exons.
UUGCCGAGAGACUCAUUAGCCUGGCGGUGAGUUCAUGAGGUGAGAUCGACUGGCGGGAAGCUCUGCAGCGGCCGCACUCCGCGGGUGAAGGAGAAAGCGAAGAGCAAAAGUUGGGGACCCCUGAAUUCAACCCUGUCACUCUCCAUUCGACCCGACUCACACUCCAGCCCGGGUGCUGUAUUGCCGUCCCAACGGAUACGCGGGUCGCGAGAACGACGAAGGCGAAGGCAUUGGCUGGCCAGCACACACACAGCCACGAGGCCACGGGGGAAAGCACACAGUGAGAGAGACGGAGAGUGCGAAGAGUGUAUAUGUAUAAGGCGGUGGAAGACUGCUGUGUGUGAGAAUAUAUAGCACACAUCAGUUUAGUUUCCCUCCUAGCAGUCAGAGACCCGCCAAACUUGGAAGAGUAAGGACUGCAAAUAUAAUCUUGGAAGGAUACAAUACAAAUUUCCACAGUGUUUAGUUGAACAUUGGCGGUCGUCCGAGUUGGUCGUGUGGACAGUGCUUCGUCUAGCCAAAGUACUUGAUUACCUGCAGCUCACAUGAGAGCCAAGAGUGAAGUCUUCGCCCACCCACAUCUCGCGAUUUUCACCUCUCUCUAAGGACACCCUGUGAAAAUUCGUGGACAAGUGCCAAGAGGUCAGAGGAUUUUUUUUUUCCUCCUCCAUUCGAGAUUCAGAGGGAGACAGAAGAACUGGUGGUGACUCUGUGAGAUAAAGUGUUGAGGAUAUCGCGUCGCUGGAGCAGUGGUGCGAAAAAAGAGAGUUUUGUGCACAAAAGCGAUCCGGUGGAACCUGCUGACCCCGAAAAUUCCGGGAACAGCCUAAUUAAAUGAUUGUGUGAGAAAUAUAUCGGAGAAAAAACGACUCAUCCAAUUUGCACGAGUAGCGGUGAAUUUGGAGCAACGUACGACAAUCGCAAAUACUUCGCGUGGAACAUGAUGUCCACGGUUCCGGCGACGUCAAAGGGGAAGCGCCCCCUGCGACACUUAACCGCCAGCGAUAAGAUCGACGCUAUCCAGAGGAUCCAUGAUGGUGAGAGCAAGGCGUCCGUGGCACGAGACAUCGGUGUCCCGGAGUCGACGCUGCGCGGGUGGUGCAAGAAUGAGGAGAAGCUGCGCUACAUGUCUCGUCAGUCUACACCAGACAAGCCCACCGCGGACAAGAUGAUGGACAAGAUCGAUGCGGCACUGGUGGCUGCUGCUGCAGCAUCGGAACUGCUCAACUGUCCGCCAGAGAAGCGACAGAAGCUGGAUACAUCUCUGCCCUUGAACUUCUCAGCCAACGGCAAGAUUAAGUACGAAGAUCACUACAAGCGCUCCUCGCUCAAUGGACUGGACUUGAGCGAUCACAAGGGCCUGAAUGGCGGGGACUUGCACCUGAAUGGACUCGGUUCGGAUUACAGCUCAUUCGCAAAGACCGCGGCCGAUCUGUCCGCGAUGCAGUCCAAGGCGAAGGACAUCAGUCUCAAGGGCUACGGAGCUGAUCUCUCGAAGCCCAGCGACCCGUCCAAGGCAGAUCUCUCAAUGGCGGCCAUUAGUCCUCUGUCCAACUUGACGCAAUUCUCGUCGGUGGGCGGUCUGGGGACCAGUCCUCUGGCGCUGAGCUUCAACGACAUCGCCACGAAUCUCAACAUCUUGGCACAGCUCCAAAAUCCUGCAUUGUCGGCCAUGCCGGGACUGGGAUCGCUCAGUUCAUCCUCGCAAUCACUGCGCUCAGCCAGGCCGAAGGGCUCCUCGGCGCAGAGCAGCCGAAGCGACAUGGAGAAGAGCCAGGGAUUGACGGUGAAGAAUCUGGCCAAGCUGCAGCACAAGAACGCCGUGUCGGCGGCCAACGAUUUGCUGGGCAUGAGCCUCGAUAAGGGCGGCAAGUACAAGAUGUCCAGCUCGUCUGGCAUGGCUCGAGACGCUCCCAUGGAUGACUCGCUCUGGUACUGGCUCAAAUCGCAGCAGUCAAUGCUGGGCAUCAGCAGCCUGUACUCCAGCCUACCACAGACAUCUAGUCCUCUGCAUCGUACCACGCCGCCCACGCAGAGUCUGGCAGCGUCCCACACUCCGACCCCGCCGGCAGUGGUGUCCUCUCCCCAGAUCACGCCACCCUCGUCCACGCCCUCCGGCGCCUCGGAUGACACGAAGAACCAGAUGUGGCUGUGGAACUGGUACAAGACCAUGGGCGCCAGUCUCAUGGGCAGUGACAAGCAAUUCCUGCAGCAGCAGGCCUCGAUGGGAGGCUCGAGUCCGAGCCUCGGUCAGCUGCCCCACUCCACUAAUGGGAUGCUCAAUGGGAGCAGUGUGAAGUCGCAGAAUCUCUACAACAACAUCCUCUUCUCGCAGCUGACCAAGAAUGACACCACUUCCGGCGGCAAGUCGGAGCCCGAGGAUUUGUCGCAUCAUCCUCCGGCCUCUCAGUCCGCCACGAACACCGUCACGUCGGAGGAACAUGGCAAUGCCGAUGAAGCGCACACCACUGAAUUGCCCCUGCCGUCGGACAACUCGUCCACGAUGAAGGAUGAGCAGGAAGACAUCGCCAAGGCCAGUGAGUCACCUUCACUGCCUGGUGACGCUGACACCACGCCCACAAAUGGCGCUCCCGAGACCGCCGCUGACGACAGUGACAAGUCUCUGACCAAAGUGCGCGCCGUGCUGGAUGAUCUCCUCUUCCACAACAACAACAACGAGAUCAAGGGCGAAUCCACGCCAGAAUCAUCCAGCCCAGAGAGCAGCGUGAGCAGCUCGCUGGAGGCGGUGGAGCACGGCGAGAAGUUCUUGCAGUGGCUGGAAUCGUGCAGUGAUCCCAACAUCACGGCCAUGCAGGUGAUGCAGUUCCGCUAUCUGCUGCAGAGCAUCAGGCUGAGUCUCAAUCGGUCCACACGGGACGAGAGACGCGUGAAGAUCCGCCGGCGCAAAUAGGAUCUACCCAAACGAUCGACCGAUGAGUCUCCGGGGUCCGACGUGGACGACGACGAUGGGGACACAGAUAGCUGGUAUGAUGACUUCAACGAGGAGGAGGAGGAGGAGGAAGAUGACAUGGCGGAAGCGGUAGAGGAUGAGGACUUCGAUCAGGACAACGAAGACAUCCACCCUGAACUAUUCUAUCCGCCAUCGCCCCUAUAAGAAAGCACAUUCAGUGCUGCUUUCGUUCCUAACUAUUAGCUCCUAUACUUUGUACAUAUUACAGGAAGCAUAACAUCCCCAAAAUGAUCACACUUUGUGCAUAUUGUGUAAAGUAUUCACUAAACUAACAAAAUAUUCCAUUAUCUACAGCCCACAGCGGUAUUUUACGCGAAUCUCAAUGCUGUAACUCAAGUUUUAGUGCGCUCUUUCAACUAAACAUAAUUUCCUCCUGUAUCACUCAUGAACUGUACCCCAAAUAUCAUGAAAAAAAAGAAGAUGUUUAGAAAUUAGUGAAUCGUACAAAAUAAUACGAAUUUACCACAAUUGAAGUUGAAUAAAAAAAAAUAUAUUGAGAAAAGAGAAACAGAAUUCAAAGAGAAAUCCCCAAAAAUAUGACACUGAAACUCCAUAGAAUAUUCCAAAGAUAAAUAAUGAUGAAAUUCAAAGUAUUCAAUUAAUGUGUAAUUUUACGAUAUAGCGUAGAAUGUUUGUAAGAUUAACCAGAGAGAGAAAAGAUAUCAGAGGAGGUGAACAGAAGAAAAGGAAUAGCGUAAUUUAAAAUAUCAUGUAAAUAGUCAUUUCAGAAAAUAAUCGUUGAAGCAUCACUGAAAAUCAUUAAUAAAAUAUCACUAUUGUAUCAUGAAUACCACAUGUAAUAGAGGAAGUUGCGCUAUGUGGACAAGUCUUUCCUCGACAAUGUGACAUUUUAGCUCAAUUGAUUCAUUUGCAAUUUAGACUGAUUUUUUUUAUCGCUGCCGAUCGAUGUAUUUAGUUUGAUUUUUUUUUACUCUACCAUUCCCAAAAUAUAUAUUAUGAAAUCUACUUUUCAGACUGACCAAUAUUAUUUUUAAAGGAAAUUUUUUACAAGAAUAUUUUUGUUGUGAUUUUACAGAGAGCAGCGAGAGAGGUGGAAAUAUUCUGUUCUCUAAGGAUACAUUGUACAAUAUUAUUGAAUAUGUGAAUAUCGUUGAAUUGAGAUGAGAUGAUGUAAAAGAUAUGCUCAUAAAAUGCCAAAAUACUUGCUUUCGAGUGAGUGUCUCACCAGAGAGCCACCCUCCUUGAAUAUACUUAUUAAUAAAUGAAAUGAAAUGAGAUUAAAUGGUAUAUAUAAGGUUAAAUAGUUAAGAAUUUGGAUCUAUAAUAGAGUGGCAAAAGUGAAUUACACCACAGAUGACAACUAUGUAUUAUAUUACGCAGAAAUUGAAUUUACCAUUAUCUUAUAUCUUCAUGUGAUUAUCUUAAUUAAAAAAAAAUGUUACAAAAGAUGGUAAAUUACUGAAUAAAAUAUUUCCUUUC